AGCCGGGCGCUGGCGGAGGAGCGGCCGGAGCCGCGGGCGCCGGGCGCCGAGACUUCGUGGAAGCCCCCCCGCCCAAGGUGAAUCCGUGGACUAAGAACGCGCUGCCGCCCGUCCUGGCCUCCGUGAACGGACAGUCCCCUCCAGAACAUUCUGCACCAGCCAAGGUGGUGAGGGCAGCAGUUCCUAAGCAGCGCAAAGGCAGCAAGGUUGGUGACUUUGGAGAUGCAAUCAACUGGCCCACACCUGGAGAGAUAGCCCACAAGAGUGUGCAGCCACAGUCCCACAAGCCUCAGCCUGCCCGUAAGCUGCCACCCAAGAAGGACAUGAAGGAACAGGAGAAAGGAGAGGGGAGCGAUAGUAAGGAGAGCCCGAAAACAAAAUCGGAUGAAUCAGGGGAGGAGAAGAAUGGGGAUGAGGACUGCCAGCGAGGCGGGCAGAAGAAGAAAGGGAACAAACACAAGUGGGUUCCGUUGCAAAUAGACAUGAAGCCUGAGGUAUCCAGAGAGAAACUGGCCUCACGCCCCACUCGCCCACAGGAGCCAAGACACACAACUGCCAGCCGCGGGGAGAUCAAAGGGUCUGAGCCAGCCUCCUACGUGCCCGUGCCCGUGGCCCCCCCCACCCCAGCCUGGCAACCAGAGACCAAACCGGAGCCUGCCUGGCACGACCAGGAUGAGACAUCGAGUGUGAAGAGUGAUGGGGCUGGUGGGGCGCGGGCUUCCUUCCGUGGCCGUGGACGGGGGCGUGGUCGUGGCCGGGGACGCGGCCGGGGUGGCACUCGAACCCAUUUUGACUACCAGUUUGGUUACCGAAAGUUUGACGGUACGGAGGGGCCUCGCACCCCUAAGUACAUGAACAACAUCACCUACUACUUUGACAACGUCAGCAGCACUGAGCUUUAUAGCGUGGACCAGGAGCUGCUGAAAGACUACAUCAAGCGCCAGAUUGAGUACUACUUCAGCGUGGACAACUUAGAGCGAGACUUCUUCCUGCGCCGAAAGAUGGAUGCGGAUGGCUUUCUUCCUAUCACCCUCAUUGCUUCCUUCCACCGAGUGCAGGCCCUCACCACUGACAUUUCACUCAUCUUUGCGGCCCUGAAGGAUAGCAAAGUGGUGGAGAUCGUUGAUGAGAAAGUCCGUAGGAGGGAGGAGCCUGAAAAGUGGCCUCUUCCUGGUCCGCCGAUAGUGGAUUAUUCUCAGACUGAUUUUUCCCAGCUUCUCAACUGCCCUGAGUUUGUCCCCCGCCAGCACUACCAGAAGGAGACAGAGUCAGCGCCUGGCUCCCCUCGUGCAGUCACCCCAGUGCCAACCAAAACAGAGGAGGUCAGCAACCUAAAGACCCUGCCCAAGGGCCUGUCUGCCAGCCUGCCUGAUCUGGAUUCCGAGAACUGGAUUGAAGUGAAGAAGAGGCCGCGGCCCUCCCCAGCACGGCCCAAGAAGUCAGAAGAGUCCAGGUUCGCCCACCCGGCCUCCCUGCCUCAGCAGCUGCCCUCCCAGCAGCUUGUGUCCAAGGAUCAGGAUGAGCAAGAGGAGCUGGAUUUCCUGUUUGAUGAGGAGAUGGAGCAGAUGGACGGACGGAAGAACACCUUCACCGCCUGGUCUGAUGAGGACUCUGACUAUGAGAUUGAUGAUCGGGAUGUCAACAAGAUCCUCAUCGUCACUCAGACACCACCCUACAUGCGCCGGCACCCAGGGGGCGACCGCACAGGCAACCACACUUCACGUGCCAAGAUGAGCGCCGAGCUGGCCAAGGUCAUCAACGAUGGCCUCUUCUACUACGAGCAGGACCUGUGGACUGAGAAGUUCGAACCCGAGUAUUCCCAGAUCAAGCAAGAAGUUGAGAACUUCAAAAAAGUCAACAUGAUCAGCCGGGAGCAGUUUGACACACUGACUCCUGAGCCUCCUGUGGAUCCCAACCAGGAGGUUCCUCCUGGGCCACCCCGCUUCCAGCAAGUUCCUACUGACGCUCUGGCCAACAAGUUGUUUGGUGCUCCUGAGCCCUCCACCAUUGCCCGCUCUCUACCAACCACUGUCCCAGAGUCGCCAAACUACCGCAACGCCAGGACCCCCCGCACUCCCCGGACACCACAGCUCAAAGACUCAAGCCAGACGCCACGGUUUUACCCAGUGGUGAAGGAAGGACGGACACUAGAUGCCAAGAUGCCUCGAAAAAGAAAGACAAGACACAGCUCAAACCCGCCCUUGGAGAGCCACGUGGGCUGGGUGAUGGAUUCCCGCGAGCACAGGCCCCGGACUGCUUCCAUCAGCUCCAGCCCCUCAGAAGGGACCCCUGCAGUUGGCAGCUAUGGCUGUACUCCUCAGUCAUUGCCCAAGUUCCAGCAUCCUUCCCAUGAGCUGCUCAAGGAAAAUGGCUUCACACAACACGUCUACCACAAGUAUCGUAGGCGCUGCCUUAACGAGCGGAAACGCUUGGGUAUUGGCCAGUCUCAGGAGAUGAACACUCUCUUCCGCUUCUGGUCCUUCUUCCUCCGAGAUCAUUUCAACAAAAAGAUGUAUGAGGAAUUCAAGCAGCUGGCUCUGGAGGAUGCCAAAGAAGGCUACAGAUAUGGUUUGGAGUGCCUUUUUCGAUACUACAGUUACGGCCUGGAAAAGAAGUUCCGGCUGGACAUAUUUAAAGAUUUUCAGGAGGAAACCGUGAAGGACUACGAAGCUGGCCAGCUCUAUGGGCUAGAGAAGUUCUGGGCCUUCUUGAAAUAUUCCAAAGCCAAAAAUUUGGACAUUGACCCCAAACUGCAAGAAUACCUCGGCAAAUUCCGACGUCUCGAAGACUUCCGAGUGGAUCCCCCCAUGGGUGAAGAGGGCAACCACAAACGACACCCAGCAGUAGCAGGAGGUGGCGGAGGUGAGGGCAGGAAGCGAUGCCCCUCCCAGUCUUCCAGCAGGCCCGCAACCAUGAUCAGCCAACCCCCUACACCACCCACUGGCCAGCCUGUCCGGGAAGAUGCCAAAUGGACAAGCCAGCACUCGGACACACAGACUUUGGGAAAGUGAAAAGCCCUUAGCCCUGGGGUUUGUGGGGGGAAAGGUGGGGUGGGCGAGAGUCCAUGGGGGUGCCCAGUCCCAGGAGAGGGGACAGAGAAGGGACAGGCCUAGAGAUAGUCAGGCCUUCGUGCUGAGUCGCAGUGUGUACACCAUUUGGGCUAUCAGAGAUCCCCCUGGGCAGGAGCCUCCACAUCCCCCUUCCCCUCCUUUCUCCAUGACUCUUCACAUCCUAGCUUCUUCUAAGGGGGGGAGGGAAAGGGGGGAGAUUUUUUUUAUAUAUAUAUAUAUUAUAUAUAUAUAUCAAGUUUUAAAUUAUUGAUAGUUCGUCUGGAUUACCAAAAUCACUCUGCAGUCCUGCCCGCGGCAUUUAGGCCGCAGCCCUGGUCCCCACCCACAGCCUCCUGCUCCCCCUCCAGCCAACUAUGCAGCCCACAAGAAGGCCUGCGGGCCCCAUUGCCCAGCACUGUCCCGUGGAAGGCUCCGGCAGCACCCUGGGCCCUAGGAGCACCAGCCCCUUCGUCAUCCAGGGUCCGCCAUCACCAUGAUCUCCCUGCUGUCCCCACCAUGCCCUUCUGCCAUCUUCUGGGAGAAGGAAACCAAAGGAUCUAGAAGUGGGGAUUGGGGGGGAGGUUUCAGCCUCACCCCACUCCCCUCUCCCCACACCCCUUACUCCCCAGCCCAGAGAGACCCUGCUCAUACCAGAAAAGACUAUUUGAAAGAUGAUUUAUUUUAUUUUUCUCUGACCUUUCCAUCCUUGGGAAAAUGGAAGAAAAAAAAAAAAGACAAAAUCGACCAUAAAAGACCAAAAAAAAAAAAAUCAGCAAACCCCCACCUUAUCCACAGAAAGUGAUGUCUUUCCCUCCCCAUCGAAUUUUUUUGUUUUGUUCUUGGAAAUAAUAUUUUUUUAAAAGUUGCCUUAUUGUGGAGCGGGAAUCUGAAAUACCCAAAUGCCUGUUUUCCUUGGUGGAGUCAACCCGAAGAGCUCCCACCUCCUCUGGAUGUGCCUGGGCUCGGACUGGCAAGAAUCUUUCUCUGGACUGAGUUGCAUGUACAGUGCCUCCUGCCUGGAGGCAAGAGAGUGGGGCGGCCCUCUCAGAGCUGUGCCCAGAAUACCCCUGCUGUUGCAUCGUUCGAAGCCGACGUCCUGUGUCUGUGCACUGCUGCCACUGUCGUGUCCUCGCCCUGCUUGCUGUUGCCUCACGCCAGGCCCCGUCCUGCCGUGACACCCUUCAUCCUACCCUUGGAACCCCCAGGCCAAGUUUGCUUCAAACUGUUGGAGUCCAGAGUUGGCCUGGAUCUUGAACACAUUUGGCCUCAGCUUGAAAGUCUCCCCCAGCCCAGAGGGGAAAGGUGAACACCUGGCAGCUGAGGCUUGGAAAUGUUUCCUGUGUUGGCCUGAAAGAUCUCUGAGACCUCCAGGAGGCUUUGUCUCUCCUAAAAGGUGGAGAAAGAUGCCAUUCUCCCCCUAGGGUCUGGUGGGGGUCUCCCCAUCUAUCAUCCCCCCUCUGCAAGCCAUCUGCCCACCCUCCAAUUGAUCCCACCUGGGAGCGAGGGAUGAGGAAUUGGGGGCUGGGGGGAAUCCUGCCAGUCGGUGAAGCCCUGCGGCAGGAAGGUAUAUGUGGACAUAGAGUAUACCUGACUUCUCUUCUCCAGCCACUGACUGCUCGGCUUGGGCUGUGAAUGACAAUGGGAUGGCUGGAGUUCACUGUCGUCCGAAGCCAGGGAGGGUGAGGAGGACUGACCCACCCAGACGGGAUGCUUGCCGGGUGUGGGCAUAACUACGUUCACCCCAGUGGGAACUGGGCAGCACGGAGAAGCUGUGGUCUUUUUGCUCAGCCACUGACACUUUGGCCCUCCUUUUCAGAUGGUUCUUUCAUUGGGCCCAAAGGUCGGGAGUAGGAGGCAGUACCCCAGGCUGACAAGGGCUUGCCCUGUACCUUGGCACUCGUUGCUUUUCACCUGCGCCCUUCCCCCAGUGCUACCCUCCCAGUGGUCAGUGUGUGGGAUGCCCCCCUCAGCUCCUGUGACCCAGGAUGAGUGACGGGUCUCUGCUUCGACUGGGACCGAGGCCUUCCGCCGCCCUGAGGUCUGGCGUUGCCUGCACUGCACCAGACACUGGACUCCCUGCUCUCCCUCAGAGCCCUCCUCCAGGUCACUCAGCCUGUACUGUAUCCAGCGCCACAGAAACCUCAGUGUUCGUCCUCUGCUGGGUUUGGGGGCACCAGGAAGCCAUGGGGUGUGGGAAAGGCUAUUCUUACCUAGAAUUUUCUCCCAGGCCAGGGAGCUGCCAUCCUCUCCCCAAUCCUCUCCACGACACCCCUCAAAGAGGAAGCCCCUUUGGGGUGAGGAGGUGAGGACUUCAUCUCAACAUAGGCUGAGAAUGGGGCCCGAGGGGGGCUCGCUCUCGCUCGCUCUUUUUUUUUUUUUCUUUUGGUAACAUGUUAAGAGUUAAUGUUGCAAAGAGUAGUUUACAUCUUCACUUUCUGAAGACACUUGAAUUUAGGACCGAUGUAUCUGUGACAAGCAUGCCAGGAGUGGCAGGGGCCAUCAGGGCUAGCCACUUGACACCCACCAUCCUCCCACGGGGAUGCAAGACCUGAGACACAAGCAGCAGCCUGCCCAGAUCCCUCUGCUCAUCCUGCCCCUUCCAAGGUCGGUCCACAGCAGCGCGACCUUUGGGCAUCGAACAUCGGAAGGUCUGUGUGCCUCGGCCCCCUUAGGGUGCAGGUUCUCGUUCGCCCGCUUCUGAACCUGGGAGCAGAUGUGCUACCAGUAGAGACGGGUCCCUGGGCCCGGCCCCGGCCUGGAGCCCUGAAGCCCGGAGCCCUCGUGUCGGAGUUGUUAACUGUUUUCGUUUUGUUCCAUUUUCCCCUUCCCUGAUUGUUUUACAGAAGAAAGUAAGCUGCUCAGGAGGCCCUGGGAAUGGGAGAGGAGGGGCGAGGAAGACCACUAGUUAGCAUGGGGGUGAUGGUUUUUGCCAAAAGCCUGGGUAAAGCAGUCUGGGUCAUCUGGCACCCUCCUGAAUGGGACCCCAAAGUAUCUCCUGUGUGGAAGCCCCUGGAUUUCCCCAGCCUCGCCCUCUCCUUCAGCCAUUGGAUGGCAGAGGGGAUAAGGACUUACAGCCCCUUCUCAUUGGAGAGGAAAACUUGUCAUUUGGCUCUGCGGAGAAGGUCCCACCUUACGCUCGUAGUACAUUAUCUUUACCAUGUGCUAGGUUGUCACAUUUUAAAGGACAAAAAAAAAAAAAAAAGAAAUGUAAAAUACUUGAAUGAGCUUGUAUUAUAACAUUAAUAUUAUUGAGUA
Tupaia belangeri chinensis (Chinese tree shrew) is the source of this 6305-nucleotide messenger RNA. It is a transcript of the gene LARP1, whose product is annotated as La ribonucleoprotein 1, translational regulator. Gene Ontology annotation, biological process: positive regulation of translation; mRNA stabilization. The record is from RefSeq and is a predicted model, not a curated record. Lineage: Eukaryota; Metazoa; Chordata; Mammalia; Scandentia; Tupaiidae. Gene Ontology annotation, molecular function: RNA cap binding. Gene Ontology annotation, cellular component: cytosol; cytoplasmic stress granule.